Taeniopygia guttata (zebra finch) is the source of this 1280-nucleotide messenger RNA. NCBI's taxonomy places the organism in Eukaryota, Metazoa, Chordata, Aves, Passeriformes, Estrildidae. The record is from RefSeq and is a predicted model, not a curated record.
UCACAGGCCAUGGCUGUGGCAGUUGUGUUCCUGGUGGCCGCGCUGGCUGCGCUGCCCAGGCUGAUGCACGACCCGCAGGCCGACGUGGCCAUGGCACAAGAGAUGCAGCAGCGCAAGGAGUUCCUUCAUCAGGAGAUGACACGGCUGUGGCAGGAGGUUGAGCAGAUGAGAUCCCUGCAAGGAGCUCUUGUCCAUUAUGUGUUUAAGAACUGGAUGUUUUGGGCCACUGCAGUGGCCAUGCUGGCAGAGGUUGGCUGGCUGGCCUGGCAAAAGAAGCUUGCCUCCAGCAGCAAAGAUGAUAAAAAGGGGAAACAAAACCUCAACAGAACAUGCAGUGGUGCCAGGCUUUUGGCUGAAUCCACUCCAUUACCAGUGCAGGAGCUGCCUGACCCAUGCAGGAAUCUGAAGCAGCUGGUGUAUGACCUCCUGUAUAUCAGCCGAGAGUUUUCCAGGAGGACUUUCAUGCCACAGAUUUACCCAGACAGAGGAAUGGAUGGCAGCCACGAAUCCUGGAGUAUCUUCAAGAAUAGAACCUUCUACCAGCUGCUCGUGUUCCUGCGGCCACCGCCUGGUCACUCUUUCAUCCUGGAGCACGGUACUAUGAGGCAGCAUCCGGAAAGGUGCUCUGACAUCCGUGUGGUGCUGGAGUGCACGUGCUCCAUGGAGCCUGAGAUGGGAUAUUCCUUGUGUUUUGUCCAUCGCCGGGGCAAGGAGCUGCUGCGAGGUCACAAAUCACUGGUCCUAGAAACCCUCUGCACAGACUUCUAUUUAAACAUGGAGCAAAUCUCCUCCUGGGUGCAAAACCUGCUGUGUGCAGCCUGGCUGCGGUUGCCUCAGUGGCCGCGCUGGCGUCUGACGCCACUGUCCUGCUCCUGCUCCUGCAAGUUCCUGGUGAGCAGCCCCUCUGAGGAGCAGAGCUGCACUGAGAUAUUCUUUGCAGUGCAUGAAGGCAGAACAGGCAGCUUCGUAGUCCUGGAGAAGGCAGCAGCUUCCCCAUGGAUCAUCUCAAGUGCCACCAUGCCGCUCGUACGGGACAAGCCUCUUUCGCAGCAUGGGCUUGGGAAAGACAGGUCCUGUUGGCCACCCUGAUGGUCUGUGACAGGGUUCCUCACGUGAGGAAGUGAGGAAAGGCUGUGGAUCUGGUCUGCUCAAAUUCUAAAGGAGCAAAAUUUAAGAUUUUUUUUUUCCUUUUGACAAAGGCAAGAAUUUUAGUGUUUUUAUGGAAUGUUUAAUAGAACAUUUUAUGGAAUAUUUCUGUUGCACAAUAGCAGUUUAUAACU